AUCGGAGAACGGCAGCGGCGGCACUUGGGCGAGCGUGGCCUUCUACCACGAUGAGCGAAUACCUGCGCUUGCUCGCUGACAAGCUGAUGUAGUGCUGCACAUGCCGUCGCCCACCGAGCGGGGUACUAGACGACAAUUUCCCGACAACGACAAUAUUCAAGACCGUCAGUUUCGAUGAUCGUGGACGGCGCAUUGUACAGACCAAGACGGUGCAGAGUUCUAUGCUGCGCAAGAAAAUCAUCAACCGAUCUGAUGGCACCAAGGAUAUCGUCGAGGAGAUAAUCACUCCGGGCAGCCAGACGAUGCUGUCACGAGAUCAGCCCAUGAGCGAGGCAGAUUUCCAGAAGAACUCGCUCGACUGGCACAACUACUAUCGCGCCCUGCACGGUGUGCCUCCGUUGCAGCUGGACGCCAAGCUGAAUGGUAUUGCGAAAAAAUGGGCCACCACUCUCGCCAAAGAAGAUCGCUUUGAACACAGCCCGGACUCGGAAUACGGCGAAAAUGUGUACGUCAAGUGGUCCAGCAACCCCAAUCAUCAAAUUACAGGACGCGAGGCUGUCGAAUCGUGGUACAGCGAGAUCUCGGAUUACCGCUGGGACGGUAGCGAUCCGGAUGUGGACGCUGUCGGCCACUUCACGCAGCUCAUCUGGAAGGAGACGACUCGUAUGGGGUGCGCGCAGGCUCGUGGUCCCACCAACAAGAUUCUCGUCGUUGCAAAUUACGCGCCACCUGGCAACGUGGUCGGCAAGUUCGCCGCAUGCGUGCCGCCGCUGCAGUAUUCUACGACGUAGGAGAACACUUCCUCACGGCCGCCCCGAAAUUGUUCGUCAUUCCAUUAUAGAUUCGAGAGACUGUAGAAUGUUCAGCCACCAAAAGUGCAUAGAAUAAGUGGUUCACGCGAUUAUUACGGAUAAAUUUACCCGCUUAUGGACCAUUC
Rhipicephalus microplus (southern cattle tick) is the source of this 937-nucleotide messenger RNA. Its product is annotated as Golgi-associated plant pathogenesis-related protein 1-like. Gene Ontology annotation, cellular component: extracellular region. The record is from RefSeq and is a predicted model, not a curated record. NCBI's taxonomy places the organism in Eukaryota, Metazoa, Arthropoda, Arachnida, Ixodida, Ixodidae.